AUGAAUUCACCAGAGUUCAUUGACUACUCCACCAGGGUCCAGGCGAAGUACUUUCAUCUGGAAUGUGGUGCAUACCUUGUUGAUUCCGAUGAUUGGGACACCCAGUUCACAUUCAACAGCACGAGGUGGCUAGGGAACAUAUAUUGGAACGAAAACGUCAUAAGACGCGCCGAGGUCCCUCCUGGUGAAGUCGAGCCUUUCGUGUUUGUCAUUACUAUGGAUACGGUUCGCAUCUGGAAUUGUACGAUUGAAACGACGUACGUGGAGGCAGAAAUCACAUGCUCUACAUACGAUGCCUGUGCUGCGGUUCGUAUACGACGCUCUCGCCUCGCACACCCACCGGCAGCAAACACCCAACUGGGUCCGCUGAUAGGGUUCGAGAACACACCUUGGGAAUCUACGCUCUUAUCUUCGUCCAUUAAAGCUGGUUUAGUAGACACUUUCGACACUUUCAACAGGGAUGUCCAGCCUGUCGAUUCUAUCGAAUACAGCAUGUAUGGGCUCUCCCAAACCUAUCUCGACGACCCGAGCAACAUCUUAGGAAACACGGCUGGUCAUUUUGAGGAGGCUGAUCAGGCGGGUUGGGCCAUACAUCUCAGUCAGGUACUCAAUGCAUACUGGGCGACAAUGAAUGGCAAAUACUCGCUUAUAGGGAAUUUCGACACAAACACCAACCGAUCGAAUGCAAACGUCUCUUGGUACCAUCAAGACCAAGAUAAUAUCACGAGCAUGGAUUCAGAGACCUGGAAGGACAGGCUCAUGUUAGCGAGAGCAUGGCCGAGUACAGGAACAAGACGCAGUAACGUCGAGGUCUUCAAAGCACAUUUCGGCUGGGUCAUUGCGCUUAUCGUCUCGUCGACAGUGCUCAUCGUAGCGAGUCUGGUGCCGUUCUACCUCCGCACCUUUCUCCCGCACGGCCCAGACGUGCUCAUGAACUUCUCUAGUCUGGCUGCGAGAGAUAAUCCUUGUAUAGCUUUACCGACGACCGGGACAUAUCUCGACGCAGCUGAUCGAUCGCGAUUGCUGAAGGACGUGCGAAUACGUUUUGGAGAUGUCGAAGAGGGUGGUGAGAUCGGGAGGUUGGCGAUUGGACGGUUGGAUGGGGAUGUUGCGCCGCUGAGGAAGGGGAGGAAGUACGCGUGA
This is a messenger RNA of Alternaria incomplexa, 1143 nucleotides long. RefSeq lists its product as uncharacterized. The coding region runs from base 1 to 1143 and encodes 380 amino acids. NCBI's taxonomy places the organism in Eukaryota, Fungi, Ascomycota, Dothideomycetes, Pleosporales, Pleosporaceae. The transcript has 2 exons. The record is from RefSeq and is a predicted model, not a curated record.